UUACAGCUUCAAAGUCAGCUAGUUAAAAAAUAGUUGAAGCCUGAGACGGAGCCGAAUUAAGUUGGAAAACGGCCUAUGUGAGAAAGAGAGUGGAGGAUCGUGCCGUUUUAAAGCGAAAAUUUUGUAGAAUGUUUUUGUUUUAGCGAGUUAUUUGUACACCUGCAAAGUGGACAAGAUGCCGGCUCACUACGAGUGUAAGAUUGGACCUUCCAUUCUGAACUCCGACCUCUCCUCACUGGCUGAUGAGUGCCAACGUGUGCUUGACAGCGGGGCAGAUUACUUGCAUUUGGACGUCAUGGACGGGAAUUUUGUGCCUAACAUCACAUUUGGUCACCCAAUGGUGCAGUGUCUCAGACAGAAAGUGAAGACAGCUUUCUUUGAUAUGCACAUGAUGGUGGCAAAUCCAGAGAAGUGGAUUCAACCAAUGGCAGAGGCAGGCGCCAACCAGUACACAUUCCAUAUCGAGGCAACAGACAGACCCAAAGAUGUCAUCAGACUCAUCAAAGAAGCAGGCAUGAAGGCAGGAAUUGGUAUCAAGCCAGCAACCCCCGUGGAAGUGGUCUUCCCUUAUGUGGAAGAUGCAGACAUGAUACUGGUGAUGACGGUGGAGCCAGGAUUCGGAGGGCAAAAGUUCAUGGAAGACAUGAUGUCCAAGGUGGAGCAGCUAAGAAACAGGUACCAGUCACUGGACAUAGAAGUGGAUGGUGGAGUGGGCCCAGCGACCAUUGAUGCAGUCGCAAAGGCAGGGGCCAACAUGAUCGUAUCAGGGAGCGCCAUCAUGAAGAGCGACAACCAACGACAAGUCAUACACACUCUGCGCAGUGCCGUCAAUGAACGCAUCGAGCAAGCCAAUUUACACAGAUAGUUCCACGUUACCAGGGUUUAUUUGGAAGCUAAUGCAAACAUUUGUGACGGGAUUUCAGGUGAUAGCAAACUUGCCGUGCAUUAUUAUAAGAGCACAAGGGAAGCCUUGGUUUUUUUUUAAGAAAUGGCUCAGGGUGGGCAAAUAUUCACUGAUAUUUGGAAAUUAGAUGGGCUCUUUGAAACUGUAGACUGAAAUUCAUUUUCGAUAUUAAAUUUAAUAUUUUUUACAUUAGUAUAAACAAGUAUUGCUCACUUUUAAUAUAUUGUUAAUUUACAAAUCAAGCAAAGAAAGGCACAAAACAAAGGAUACAUUUUCUCGUCUGUUAUUAUUUCUUUGAUUUAUAAAAAAAAAUAAAAAUUCAGCUUACAACAGAAAGUUGUCUCCAGGACGUAAAAUUUCGUUAAAAUUCACUCUUCGGAAGAAUGUCUCAAACCUGAUAAAAUGCAUACCAAUUUAUCUUGCAAUUAUACUGCCAACAAUUCUGAAAAGGAAAUUCCAGACUAUGAAAUGUUUUAUGGAACAGACUUCAAAGCCAAUCUUCCAUUAUUUCUUCACCAUGUGGUAGCCUUGUUUUCAUAAACAAAUAAACAUAAACAGAUAUUAUUACACAUUUGGUACCACUUCUCAAUAACAAAGAUUUUCUGGAGUUACA
Acanthaster planci (crown-of-thorns starfish) is the source of this 1517-nucleotide messenger RNA. Its product is annotated as ribulose-phosphate 3-epimerase-like. The record is from RefSeq and is a predicted model, not a curated record. Lineage: Eukaryota; Metazoa; Echinodermata; Asteroidea; Valvatida; Acanthasteridae. Gene Ontology annotation, biological process: pentose-phosphate shunt; carbohydrate metabolic process. Gene Ontology annotation, molecular function: D-ribulose-phosphate 3-epimerase activity.